Messenger RNA from Anastrepha ludens (Mexican fruit fly), 783 nucleotides. RefSeq names its product fork head domain transcription factor slp1-like. The transcript has a single exon. The coding region runs from base 1 to 783 and encodes 260 amino acids. Gene Ontology annotation, biological process: regulation of transcription by RNA polymerase II. Gene Ontology annotation, molecular function: DNA-binding transcription factor activity, RNA polymerase II-specific; RNA polymerase II cis-regulatory region sequence-specific DNA binding. The record is from RefSeq and is a predicted model, not a curated record. NCBI's taxonomy places the organism in Eukaryota, Metazoa, Arthropoda, Insecta, Diptera, Tephritidae.
AUGGCACGAACCUUCGAAUCCAAUUUUUCCAUUCGCAAUAUACUUGGAGGCAGUGCUAAUAAUGAACAAAAUGCAAAUAACAUGAAUAACGCACCGCCGACGCCACCACACUCCGAUGGAUCAGCCUCCCCAGAUGGAUCAAUUGACCAACGACCUGGUUUCACAUACAGUGCUCUGGUGGCCAUGGCGAUACGAAGUAGUCGGGACAAGAGAUUACCGUUGAGCGCUAUUCAAGAGUGGAUAUCGGAGAACUAUCCUUAUUAUCGAAGAGACCAACCCGGCUGGCAGAGUCAAGUGCGACAUACUUUGAGUACAAAUUCUUAUUUUGUAAAGAUACCGCGUCCCAUGGAUGACCCGGGUCGUGGCAAUUAUUGGAUAAUAAACCCAGCCAUGGACAUAGUCGAUGUCAGUUCAUCAGCUGGUCGAUUCGAAUUCGACACCAGCAACGUUGUAAGCACGCAAUUAAACAAUAAUGUGUAUGGGCCGCUUAACCAACUCAUCACACAUGGCGUACCCAUGAACCAUCCACAAGCGCCAAAUGCCGUUUACUUUCCUACCCCGGAAGAACUUGGAAGGGCGCAAUGCGCUAUGAUGAUGCAGGCCCUGCAGGAACAACAAGCCUGGUUCCAAUAUCACCAGCAACAGUAUCAAUUUAUACAACAACAGUUAGUGCAAAUGCAGCACCAACAACAGAUGCAACAGCAAUACGUACAGCUGCAACAACAACUUUUAUUCCAUCAGCGACAAUGUGAAUUCUUGACGGCCAAGCAGUUUCCGUUAUAA